AUGCAUAUGAACAAUCCAAAUUCGCGCAAGAAGAGCAUGCGUGCCAGUCAGGCCUGCGAUAGAUGCCGUGAGCGUAAGUCCAAAUGCGAUGAGAAUCGCCCUUGUGCAACCUGCAAGGAACAGAAUUUCGAGUGUAAUUACAAGGACACACAUCCCACAAAAGCCGACAAGAACAACCAGGCGCUUUCUGAGAUGAUCGCCGAAGUCUUGACGUCCAUCAAAAGCAUCAGUGAUCGCCUUGGUGCCGUAGAACAGCAUCUCGCCAUCCAACCGUCAGCGCAGGCUCGUAUCGACUCACCAAAUCCGCCAAGUCAGAGCGACUCAGAUGCAAUGGCUAUAGACAACAAGAACAACAUCGAGGAACUGACAGUUCCCAAACAGCAGACAUGGAAGAUCGGUGACCACACCACAGCAGCUCACAAGUUGUUGCUUCGCUGGCCUUCUAUCCAGCCUCUGGUGCAAACCCGCAAAUGCAACAUCCAGGAGAACUAUGUCAUGAAAGGGGAAGACCGUCCUAUCUUGCUUCUCUAUGGUACUGGCGACAAGCGCCUUAGAGACGAUAUGGUCAAUAUCGGCGCCGCAAGUCCUGCAGGAAGUUCAAAUGGAGAUGAUCUCAUUGCUUCAACCCCUGAGAGUGACCCCAGGCGGUCCGAGCCAUUCACGCCUGGUUCUCCUGUCAUGACUAUGGACAUUGACACCAUCGACAACCUGUUCAGUUCCUACAAGAAGAACAUCCAUCGACUGCAUCCUUUCGUGGACAUUGACAGUAUCGGCAAAUACGUAAAGGAUUUUUUCAAACCGAGGCACUGCGCAGAAGUCAAGAAUCACCACUCGCCAUUGUUUGUGACGAACGGCUCUGGCGAGAGGGAAACCAAGCGCAGAAAGGUACGGAGCGACAACUAUGCUGUUGGUCUUCUGCCAGGAGAGCAUACGAGCAACUCGACACCUCCACAGGCCAAACGCGCGCCGGAAAGAAAUCUUACCAAUGCGAUCGUGUACUUGAUCCUGGCCUUAGGCAAAAUUUGUGAAGCUCCCGAUCCUCUUCCUGGACCAGUCCAAGAAGUCGCUUUGACGAGCAAGCCUAAUUACCUCCACACCACGAUGGCAUCGCCUCCAAUCAAGCCAGCCUUUGCGUCUCCAAGACAUGUCCUCAGUAACGUUGCCAACUCCUCCGCUGAAGUCACGCAGGCUCAAUCUUGGGACGGUACCGUCAACCAAGCGUCGAACAAGAGACAGGUUCAGAACAUCGAAAAGAUAGGUGGACUAGUCUAUUACAGAGAAGCUGCUUCUAUCCUUGGUGAUUUUACGGAUUCGAACGAGCUCGCAGCCGCCCAAGCACGUCUUCUGGCUGGUCUUUACAAAGGUCAACUCGCCAGAGUCCAGGAAAGUUGGAGCUGGAUAAGCACGGCGGCACGGACUUGCCUUUACCGCAUGAAAGUCGAUGGUUUGGACGAUACAGUCAACGACAAGGAAAAAGCACGGAACCUCAACAAGCAUGAAAACUUGACUGUGCUUACCUUCUGGUCGGCCUUGCAGCUUGAGAGUGAUAUCCUUGCCGAAUGGGACUAUCCUCGUAGUGGUCUUCAUCUACUUGAGGGAUCAGUCACUUAUCCUGGGCAGGACAAGCAAAAGGCAGAGACAUGGUCCCCGGAAGACGAGGAGAAGUCCAUUAUAUUGUUGUAUUACUCGGCUCAACUUUAUCUGCGUACGAAGCUGAACAGCAUUCAUACGAAUGUGUAUGGGAGGCAAUUAUCAUUGAAAGAUGAUCCGGAGAAGCUCGCGGGGCUCCUUUGGCAGCAGACAGCAGACUUGGAAGGCUGGCAAAAACUCGUACCUUCAUACUCCUGGACAGACAAUGACCCUCCUGCUUCGGAUAUUGUGGUCGCUCGGCUGAGAGGAAAGUAUUAUGGUGCUUGUUACGUUUGUACUCGACCCUACCUUGACUAUGCUCUGCAUGUCAUGUAUGAGCUCGGAAAUGGCAAUACUCUCGAACAGCUAACCAAAGAUGCCAACGGAAAUCAGCGGGAAGCUGAGCUUGUGCUCUUCACUGCCAUCAACAUGUGGCAUAGCGAAGAAAUGGUCAAGGAUAAAUGCCGCAUCUGUAUCGACUCCGCCAUGCGCAGUACUGUAGCUUUCGAUGGUGUGGAGAAUUUUGGCCACCGCCUGAUAGUCACAAACAUCAUGGGCACCGCUCACGCGCAAUUCGGCAACAUGCUUGUUCUGGCUGCAGUCUAUAACUGCAACAUCGGCUGGCUCAAGGAACUGGUGCCCAGGGAAAAGCUGCAAAGCUUACUUCGUCGCACCAUCGCCUUCAUUAGGCGUUUACAGUAUGCCUCCAGUGUCGCAGUCAGCGACGUUCUGAUACUCGAAGCAAUCGAUCGUGAACUGUUUCCUGAGAGCGACGGUGAUGACCUCUACAAGAAUGAGGGCUUGACUGGCGAUUCUAUCGCAUCUGGCGACUCGUUUCACUCCGUCGACCCCAUCGUCUGA
Aureobasidium namibiae CBS 147.97 is the source of this 2490-nucleotide messenger RNA. RefSeq lists its product as uncharacterized. The record is from RefSeq and is a predicted model, not a curated record. The transcript is spliced from 6 exons. The coding region runs from base 1 to 2490 and encodes 829 amino acids. Gene Ontology annotation, molecular function: zinc ion binding; DNA-binding transcription factor activity, RNA polymerase II-specific. NCBI's taxonomy places the organism in Eukaryota, Fungi, Ascomycota, Dothideomycetes, Dothideales, Saccotheciaceae. Gene Ontology annotation, biological process: regulation of DNA-templated transcription.